UCCGUUACACGAUUGCUGGUAACGCGUCUGGAGAAUCCAGUUUUCGAAGCGCGAUUUCAUUCGUGCUCGCUCGCUGCCGCGUCCGUGCAGCAGACGAUAGUUGCGCGCGCAGGCGGCCACCUUUGUUUCGCUCGAUCGAGAGGCCAUUUUAAUUAAAAAAUGAUGAUUCGCGAGAUUCCCUUGCCAAUUCUUUUAAAGAUAUGGGCAAUGUUUUAAUUGCUCGAAACACACCGAGCGACCGAAAGUUUGCAUAAAAUUGUGCAGCCACCCUUGUUUGUUUGCAUGGCAACGGCCAUUGCCAUCCCCGUUGCCAGGACGCCCGUAGCCUCUUGCGUACGCUUAUGCUUAGUAUUUAUCGAUUCUAUAAAACUUAGGAUAGAAUCAGCAUUGCCAGUGUUCAUUCAGAUUCAGAACCUCCAAGAGUCGCAAUCAUUGACAGUAGCGUAAGAAACUGUUCCGAUAAACGAUAAAGAGGAAGAUGUUAGCGGUCGAAGAAAUUCUUAACGAAUUAGGCUGGGCGGAUGGAUUUCGCAUUCCAAUUGCCAACGAGGAAAAUAAGCAGCUGGAAGAAGAAAUCGAGCGAAAGAGCACGUACAAGGCUUCCCUGAGCGUAAAGCUGGAGCGGCUACGGAACAGAGUCGAGGCCAUAGCGAAGCACACGGGAAACGUUCUGGCGGAGCAGGAACACAACAAGAAAUUGAUUCAGGCGCAUUCUCUCCAACUCGACGCCGAAGAGCAUCUCUUUAGAACGGCCGAAAGCAUCAAUUCGAAUGUCACUCAGGAGACCCGAGAGUUUCAGAGGGAGAGGAAGGACAUCGCUCAGAGGAUCGCACAGAAGGAGGCUCAAAUUAGGAAGCUGACGACGAAGCUGGCGGCUUCGGAGAAGGUUGCACGGCUGGACAAGGAACGUUUGCUAGAAUGGGAUGAAGCCUUAGCCAGGGAAGAGGAAGACAGUCGGCUUAUCGAGAAUUAUAUGAAGCUCGAUAAGAAAAAAUUUAAGGAGCUCGAACUGAGAAGGCAGAGGCUCAAAGGCCAGUUGGAUCGUUAUCGUGCCGCUAUAGUCUCGAGCGUGAACGAAGCAUACGAAAUGGAAGUUGUUAUCGACGGGACCGCCAAGUUGUACGUGAAAGCCCUGAAGGAACGUCGGCAAUUAAUACGACAAUGGACGCAAAGUGUACUGAUGCUGCGACAACGUGAUGCCGCUCUGGAACAACUGCUGAGGGAAAUGGAAAACCUCCGGGAAAUUGCCCGAGAGAAGGUUCAACUGUUGGGAGAAGCAGAGGAGUUCUGUGAGAGCCAGAUAUCGAACAACAAGCAACUUGAAAGAACGAUUAAACGACUCGAAGAGAAAUUAGUCUCCCUUAGGGCGGAUCAUCAUGGACUCGUCGAGGGAAUCGGCGCUUGCGCGCUCGAGCUUGACACCCAAAAGAAAGUCCUCAAAGAAUUCGCCAGACGGGUUCAACGUAUUCAAGCUGACGCGAAACAAAAGAAACGUCAGAUUUCGAUGAAACGCAAGAAAUCGGAAGAGUCUGCUAAACAAGUUCUGGAUUUAAAAGCAACGCUACAGGAUAUUGAGGGCCAGCGAUUCAAUACUGCGGACAGAACGAAGCAAUUGGAGGGUAUGAUUGAGACCGAGGAAGAGCACAGGACUCUGAUUAAUCGAGAAGCGACCAGACUUCAAGGAUUGGCUCUGCGCUCCUCGCAGCGCUUGGUGGACCUCGAGGGUCAGAAGAAGAUUCUAGACUUGCAAAUAAAAAGCGAGCGUAAGAAAAUCCAUGCCCUGCAGGCGUUUCGGACAAGAGAGGAGCAGGAGCUCGAGUCUAAGCAGGAGGCCGUGUACAAUUUGGAUUUCGAGAUACAAAAGUACGAGAUGAGACUGGAGCACUUGGCGGGGGUGGAGCGCGACAAGGAAGAGGUCGAGAAGAAACGGAAGACCGUAGAAGAGCUUGAGAAAAUUCUACGGGAGAAAACGGACAUCUCGAAAUUAUUGCAAAGCCAAAUAAUAAAUCUAGAACACGAUAUGAGAAAAGUAUCCAACAGCCUGGCAAACGAUGACGUGGAGCUCCAGCGUUUGCGAAAUAAAAAGCAAGACCUGACACUGUUAAUGGACUGCGGUGAGAAGCAGCUGAAAAAUAUGCAGAGCCUCAACGAGGAGAAGCAAGUCGCGGAGAACAUCCUGCGACUGCGGGUCUCGCAGGUCGAGCAAGUCACGUCGAUGAUAGGCAGGAAAGUUUACAAUCUAGAAAAGUACAAGGUCCAAAUAGAGGCGGCGAUGCAAGAGAGAAAAACCGAGAUAAAGGUGCAGACGGAAUCGCUGAACAUCCAAAGGAGGCUGGCCACCAGCGAAUCCUCGGAAUUGCGAGGCGCCGUCGCAGAGAGGAUGAUACGAAUUCAGCAGUUACAAACACGAUAUGACAAUUACAUGAGCACUUUCGGAAGCACCUCCGAUGGCUCGCCCUUGACGGCCACCUAUUUUAAGGUCCAAAGUGCCCAGGAGAAGUAUCUUCUUCAGGAGCAGGGAGACCGGUUGGACGAGAGAAUUAGGAGGACGGAGCAGGAGAUACAGAGUAUGGAGAACACCCUGAGAAUAGUGAACGUCUGCAAUGAGAAGUACAAGCUCAGCCUGGGGACGGUAGACGAGAGUGGAGUCGAACGAACUGAGCAGAAGAAAUUGGACGAAGAGAUGUUCAACGUUUUACAGAAGAUGAGACAGAAACAGGCGAUUCUGGAAGAAGCGGCAAUCGAUUUAAAAGCCAUGGAACAUAAUUACUCUCAGUUAUUGGAUGACUUGGAGAGGACGGAGAAGGAGAAACUCGAGAAACAAAGACAUCUCGAUAAUUUGGAAAAACAGAUCAGCGAACAGAAAGAGAAGGAAUUUCGUGCCGAUAAGAGUCUUCAUAAAGUCUUUAAAGACAUUCAAAAUAUGUGUACUUGUACCGAUGAUCAUACGCUUUUGUUACAGGAGCAAGAUAUAGCCGUCCGAGAGCUUCAGGAGCAAAACGGAUUAGCUCUUCAGAGAAUUAUGGAAUUUAUCAUCCGGCAUGCAGAAUCUGAACCGUACGUGAAGAAGCUCCUUGCCGAAAAGAAUAUGAUUUUACCUUGCGUUAAUUAUUUUAAACCUUCCCCAACUGUAAGUCGCUGCGGUAGCAGCGCAAGUUCUUUUUCGAGUAAACGAUUUUUUAAAAGCGGAAGUCGCGCUGAUCUUACAACCUUCAGGGAAAGUGUCGGCGCCAUUGUCAAUGUAGUGGCUUCGUUUGAUGACAUCAUCAGCACGACAAGAUCGAUUUCAAAACUGAAUAGACGUCCUAAGAAACGUGAUGAAAAAUCAAAAGGCUAUAAUUCCAGUGGCAUGAGCAGCAAACACAGUACUAGAAAAAAAUAGACGAGCGAGUUCUCUAGUAUUAAGUAUUUUGUAAUUAAUGAUCUCGAAUAAAGUUAACUCGUGCUUCGGAAAUCACUUUGGGAAAGUGUGGUGGAAACUGCGUACGAGAAAGAAGUAAUA
Cephus cinctus (wheat stem sawfly) is the source of this 3502-nucleotide messenger RNA. RefSeq names its product coiled-coil domain-containing protein 39 (gene Ccdc39). Gene Ontology annotation, cellular component: axoneme. The transcript is spliced from 11 exons. NCBI's taxonomy places the organism in Eukaryota, Metazoa, Arthropoda, Insecta, Hymenoptera, Cephidae. The record is from RefSeq and is a predicted model, not a curated record. The coding region runs from base 479 to 3382 and encodes 967 amino acids. Gene Ontology annotation, biological process: cilium-dependent cell motility; cilium movement; inner dynein arm assembly.